This is a messenger RNA of Brenthis ino (lesser marbled fritillary), 330 nucleotides long. Lineage: Eukaryota; Metazoa; Arthropoda; Insecta; Lepidoptera; Nymphalidae. The record is from the annotation of a GenBank genome assembly.
AUGGUGGAAAGGACACAGCCAGCUUCCAGGCAAUCUGUCAAAGAAGCAAAAAUUCCACCUAAUAAUUGGCCUACAGCAGAUGAAUCUACAAUAGAUUUCCCUGUUUUGCCUCAAUAUUUAGCUAAGUAUCAAAAUCCUAAAGAAGCUGAUGCCUUGACAAAGAUACAGAAUGAUUUAGAUGAAACUAAGAUUAUUUUACAUGAUACUAUAAAAGCAGUAUUGGAUAGAGGUGAAAAACUAGAUGAUUUGGUUGCAAAGUCAGACAGUCUGUCAAUGCAUAGUAAAGCUUUUUAUAAGACUGCUCGUAAAACAAACAGCUGUUGUAGUUUU